Microtus oregoni (creeping vole) is the source of this 2726-nucleotide messenger RNA. RefSeq names its product trophoblast glycoprotein-like. Gene Ontology annotation, cellular component: plasma membrane. The coding region runs from base 238 to 1392 and encodes 384 amino acids. NCBI's taxonomy places the organism in Eukaryota, Metazoa, Chordata, Mammalia, Rodentia, Cricetidae. The transcript has a single exon. Gene Ontology annotation, molecular function: protein binding. The record is from RefSeq and is a predicted model, not a curated record. Gene Ontology annotation, biological process: negative regulation of canonical Wnt signaling pathway.
GCGACGAGGGCACCGGGGGCGGGGGUCUCCUGCCUGACCCCUAUCGCCCCCCAGUCAGCAAAGUGGAGGCUUCUUGGACUUUACAAGCAGAAGAAACAGAUCGGGACAGCCAGCCGCUCCGGGUCAAGGUCUAGCCUACCCCCACCCUCCCGUGCCACCCCCACCCCAUCAUCACCAAGCGCUCCCAACUCACUGGUGAGCGCGGCUGGCUGGGGGCUGGAUGCGGGGACGGCCGCGAUGGCCCCGUGCGCGGGACAGCGGGGGCUCUGGAGCCCGCUCCCGGGGCUGCUGCUCGUGGCAGCGGCGCUGAGCCGGCCCGCCGCGCCCUGUCCCUUCCAGUGCUACUGCUUCGGCAGCCCCCGGCUGCUGUUGCGCUGCGCGUCGGGCGCGGAGCUCCGGCAGCCGCCGCGGGACGUGCCGCCCGACGCGCGCAACCUCACCAUCGUGGGCGCCAACCUGACUGUGCUGCGCGCGGCCGCCUUCGCGGGAGGAGAUGAGGAGGCGACGGAGGGAGUGCGCCUGCCUCUCCUCACUGCGCUGCGCCUCACACACAACAACAUCGAGGUAGUAGAGGACGGCGCCUUCGACGGGCUACCCAGUCUGGCGGCGCUCGACCUGAGCCACAACCCACUUCGCGCCCUGGGAGCCCGUGCCUUCCGCGGGCUGCCAGCGCUGCACUCGCUGCAGCUCAAUCACGCGCUGGCGCGGGGCGGCCCCGGGAUGCUGGAUGCCCUGGACGCCGCGCUCACCCCGCUGGCAGAGCUGCGCCUGCUGGGCUUGGCGGGCAAUGCGCUGAGUCGCCUGCCGCCCGCUGCGCUGCGCCUGCCUCGCCUGGAGCAGCUGGACGCGCGCGUCAACGCACUGACCGGCCUGGGCCCCGACGAGCUGCGCGCACUCGAGCGCGAUGGCGACUUACCCGGGCCGCGCCUGCUGCUGGCGGACAACCCGCUGAUCUGCGGGUGCACCUCGCGCCCCCUGCUGGCCUGGCUCCACAACGCUACCGAGCGCGUGCCCGACGCGCGCCGCCUGCGCUGCGCCUCCCCGCGCGCGCUGCUCGAUCGGCCACUGGUGGACCUGGACGAGGCGCGGAUGGGCUGCGCCGACGGCGAUGCUAACGAGCGCGGGGAAGAGGUGGACGUCGCCGGCCCGGAGCUGGAAGCCUCUUACGUCUUCUUCGGCCUGGUGCUGGCACUCAUCGGCCUCAUCUUCCUCAUGGUGCUCUACCUAAACCGCCGUGGCAUCCAGCGCUGGAUGCGCAACUUGCGCGAGGCCUGCAGGGACCAGAUGGAAGGCUACCACUAUCGCUAUGAGCAGGAUGCAGACCCGCGCCGCGCGCCCACUCCGGCUGCCCCCUCCGGUUCCCGGGCCACUUCCCCGGGCUCUGGUCUUUGAGCCUCACCUCCCUAAUGGGAGGCUGUCCCUGUCAGCUGAUAACUUUACUGGGACCACCCAGCCUUCCCCUGCCUGGCCUGAGCCCUGGAGAUGACACACCAAUGGAGUUUGGAUCUCUGAGACCUUUGGAUCAAUCGUAGCAUCUCUCCCAACCCAAAACUCCAAGGUGUACUGGUUUUUUCCCCUGGCCUAAGAGCUUCCAGGUCAAAAACCCAGAGAUGCCCCCAUCUGUUUCCAAGACCCCGCUCUUCCAUUUGGAAAUCUCUAGCGCUUUCUCCACCACACACGUGUUGAGCCAGACACCUUGGCUAGACUGCACUGACCCCUGUCCCCAGUUAGGAGCCCUCAGUCCUUUUCUCAGAGCUCAGGGGGUCUACAUCACUUCUGGUCUUAUCGGAAGGUUUUUGUGGAGUUUGAGCCGUUUGUCCCACCCCAGAAUUCUGAGCCCUCCAUCUCGUAUUCCACAUCCAGAGGCUCUGUGGCUUAAGUGGCCUCCUCUAGUCUGGCGUGCUUCAUGUACUGAUUCUAGCUCAAGCUUCUCCAUUCCUUGGCCCUGCCUGGGUCUCAGCUCCAGCCCUGUCCCUCUCGAGCCAGGGACAUGCCUUGGUGUAGAAUCCAUCCUUAACCUUUUCAACCGGGAAUUGGAAGUCCCAACGCUCAGUGUUUGUCCUCAGUCUCAAGCUCAGCUCUUCACCUCGGUCACUUCCGUGCCCUGGCCCAAGUCUUAGGCUUACCCAUCACCGGCACUUUACCUGCCUCUGAUCCGGGUCCAGAGAGGAAUCUCCCCCAUCAUGGGGUGCUACCCACUGCCCUCCUAGAAGGAGUUCUCCCAUCCUGCGGGACAAGGGCAAGCACCCUAUGGCGCAUAGGCAAACCCUGGUGAGGAAGAGAGCAUGUGGGGUGUGCAGGGCCUCCAAACCAGGGUCACUGGUCCAUCUGGGAAAGAGAGGCCGGGAGCUGCUAUCUGUCUAGUUUGUCUGCACUCUCUCUCACCCAUGUGGUCCUCCCCUGGGAAAUCCUCGCUACCACCUCUCAUGCCUUCUGGAGGAGGAUAGAGUCUGACUUCUUGUCUCAGUCACAAGCCUUCCUGGGUCAAGGUCAUGGCCUCAGCGCCCUGCCUUCUGCAAGAUCCCAAAGCACAAUGGUGAGUGAGGAGGGGCCGCCUCCCUGCUGCCACUCACCCUAAGUCAGGCAGAAUGGCAGGCCCGUGCUGCCUCUGCACAGGAAGUCUUCCUCCUCUGUGUAUUGGCUUGAGGCCCGCCUUCCCACCCUCAACUGAGAAAUCUGGACCUCCCUUGAGCUGUUUUCUAUAAAGUCUGCAAUAAUCUCCGAUA